AUGUCGUUCCUAUUACCACCCACUAUUACUCUGAAAUCAUCGUAUUUCAAUCAGUACGUGAACUACAGCAAUGAUUCUGAUUCCGAAACGCAUGGCUUUCUCAAAGUCAACGAAUCGAAUGUCUUCAGCUCGUUAGCAAAGUUCGAAGUGGUGAUGGCCAAUAUUGGGACGGGACUAGUCCAUAUAAGGUGCUCCCAGAACAGAAAGUUCCUGCGAAUGAGAAUUGAGGGUGAUGUGUACCUUUCUCCGGAGGCUGAUGAAUCAGAGGAGGACCAAUCCAAAUGGUCGUGCACACUAUUUGAGCCUCAAGUAGCUGUAGAUGGCAACCUCGACAAAGCCCGGUUGUUCCAUGUCCAAGCAAUGCGAUAUGCAACGUCAUUGGUGAUAUUGCCAAAGCAUGUGGCCUUCAAACCCAGCAACAACCUUUACCUUCAGCUUGGGGAAAGUAAUCAGCUCAGGUUCGUGUCUACAGAUAAGGGGAUUCCUGCUUCGUGGUUCGAAGUGUCCACAAAUGGCGAUGGAAGGGUGCAAAUCAAGUACUACAAGAACAAUGCCUACCUGAGGUUCGGCGGCGGUGACUACAGCAACUGGAUUUUUGCUGACGGAGGCAGCGCCUCGAAACCUCCCACCUUGUUUUUGCCAAUCAAGGUAGACACUAGUGCGGCCGCUCUCCAAUGCUUGAGCAACGACAAAUUUUGCGCCCUACACACCUAUAAGUAUGAUUAUGCAGAAGGUCUGAACGCGCCUGACACUAGUACCAGCAUUUCAAACUUGUCACGCAUGAGGCUGGAAGAGCUUGUUCUCUCGAGGAGAAUCUAUAAUGCCGACUUUGACCUUAAGAAUGCCAUAAUCUACGGCGAGACCCCGGUCACCAUGGCCACCGCAAACGCCAGCAACAACACCUCAGCAGAAAACACUGUGGAAUUCAAGUUCGCAUACAAGGACGGUAAGAGCAGCACGUGGAAGGCCAGCCACUCGUGGAUGGUAGGCGUGAGUGUCUCUGCCAGCUUCAAAAUUCCAUUCAUCGGUGGUACUGACGUCACUGCUUCAGCAGAGUAUUCCGGAUCCUAUGAGUGGGGAGAGACCAUUGAAUCUGAAAACACAUUGGAGACCACCUACAAGGCUACAGUGCCGGCAAACACUUCUAUAUCUGUGAGUCUGAUGGCGACCAAGGGAAGUUGCGACGUCCCUUACUUGUAUUAUCAGAAUGACGUGCUUUAUAGCGAUAAAUCCAUUAUCUAUAAGAAGGAUAAUGGGGUGUACACGGGUGUCAAUUCAUACAAUUUCCGCUACGAGACUACAACACGGAAAGAGCCUAUAUCUAUAGCUGAUUUGCUGGACCCGUCGGCCGACCCUACCAUAGAGCAGAUGUUGCCGGACCCAUCGGUCAACCCCACCAUAGAACAAAUGAUACCUGAGCCCGUGCCGUCUGGAUCAACCACCAGAGUGCAAAACAAGGUCAAAACCCUAGCAUGA
This is a messenger RNA of Rosa rugosa (rugosa rose), 1476 nucleotides long. RefSeq lists its product as uncharacterized. Gene Ontology annotation, cellular component: extracellular region. Lineage: Eukaryota; Viridiplantae; Streptophyta; Magnoliopsida; Rosales; Rosaceae. The transcript has 2 exons. Bases 1 to 1476 code for a protein of 491 amino acids. The record is from RefSeq and is a predicted model, not a curated record.